AUGCCACGGUCAGUCUAUUCUCACAAGAAUAUGGUUUCUGCUCGUGCUCUUGAGCGAGCUAUUUUGAACUCCAACAUGGAAUACUCGAGUAUUAGAGUUGGCAGAAUGACCAUUCCACAACAACGUGCCAAUGUAUCAUCAUCGGAAGCUGUUGCUCCUUCUUCUUCACAUCAUCAUCACCACCCUCUCGCGACCAAUAAUAUAUUACACAAUACUCAGCCUCCACCACCUCCAACCUUGAACGACGGAGAAGGGGGAGAAGGAAACAACUCGGAUGGAUUUCUUCACACCAUGGUGAAUGAUUUAGAAAGCAAUGAGAGCUUUGUAGAGUUUUUUGAAGUGUUUCAAAAACAAGCACUGGUCAUGAUUAUGAAUCAAAUUCCCAACUCACGUACUCCAAUAUCCACUCAUUCCAGUAAGACUUUGGGAGAAUUAAUAUUUGAUAUGCUACAAUUAUAUGUCAAAUUUAAGGCUAGCAAAGUAAUGAUGAAUGAAAUUUUCAGAAUCUUGAAUGCACUUCUUCCAGAUACUUGUAAGUUGCCUUCCAAUGUCAAUACCUUACUCAAAAAGAUUAUUAAUGUAUCCAAGCAAUAUCAAAAAGUAUAUCAUUGCUGUGAUCAAGUAUGUGAAGCUUCUAAUCAUUGCUGUUCCAAAUGUGGAAUGGAUUGUUCUAAUAGUUUUUUCUGGAGUAAAUCUAUUGAAACUUGCACUUCAGAAAUGGUGGACUUGAUUGGAUUGAGAAAUUUUAAAGCUCAUUGCACUGUUCAACCAAGUAUCGAUGAAAUUAAUGACUGUAUAGACUCGAUUGAAUAUGAACGAGUUGUGAGAGGCUGGAAAGAACCGGAUGCCGUGUGUAUUACCCUCAUUGGUGGAGGUGAUUCAGGUUCUGUUAGCAAAAGCAGCAGAAAGAGUGUGCUUCCUCUUGUAGCGUGGAUUACUGAACUGCCAUUGCAAUAUAGAUAUUCAUUUCCACUCACCAUGCUGCUUGCAUAUAGCAACAAACCCAUUCCAUUCAAUACUCUGCUUGAUCGAUUUAUUUCCGAAUUAUUGAUAUUGAAUCAGGGAAAGGAAUGUAAAACAGAACAAGGUGUGAUAUAUCGUCUCAAGGCAAGAUUGUUCACCUUUCUAGUAGAUCUUGAUGCAUGUUACGAUUUAUUGUGCAUGGCCAAUCAUGCUGGAACUUCAAGUUGUCGAUGGUGUAAAAAGAAUGGUAGAAAGAUUCAAGACCGAACCAUUUACAGCUCGGGUGGAAAUGAACAGGAACGGGUUUGGUCUGAAAUUGUUGCAAAUUACAAAUUAAUGCUAAAGGGAGAGAUUCAACAAUUUGAUGGUGUUAAAGGCUUGUCCAUACUGGUGAGACUACCAUACUUUACAUGGACCACACAGAUUGCUUGUGAUUUGUUACAUAAUUUACUUGAAGGCCUUUGUGCAAAAUUGUUGAACUUUAUCAAAAACAAGUACAAUAUUGAUACUAUUAACAACAAGCUAUAUGAAAUCAAAACACCUUCGUUCUAUCAUCGAAGAGUCCGUGGAUUGGAUGAAUUGAGUUAUUUCAAAGCAAUUGAAUAUUAUAUAAUAUUUUCAUAUUGUAUUGAGGUUUUUCAGGAUGAAAUAUCAGACAAACAUUAUCACAUUCUCAAUAGACUUUCUACUUUUAUACGCACCAUCAUGCAUCCAGUAGUGAGAAGCCUUGAAGUUCUAUACAGUAUGAAAAAGGAAAUUUUUGAAAUAUUACAAGCCAUCGAGACAGAUUUUAACAUUAUUAUUUUAACACUGGCUUCACAUACAGUCGUUCAUUUUCCUCUUUCUAUUUUCUAUCUUGGACCACUAUGGUGUACGAGUACUUUUAUGCUCGAAGAUCUAGUUGGAUCCAUCACUAGCUCUGUUCAAGGAGGAAAGAAUAACAUGGACCACAAAGCACUGGAGAACUUUUCAUUACAUCAAGUCAUUUCCAUGAAACGAGUAAGAACUUUUCAUUUUCAAUUUGAAAAGGGUGAUUAUUUUCAUGCUCAAGAAUUUGGUCAUGGUCUCGUGACCAGUAAAAAGGAUGGCUUGUAUCACGUUAAAAGUUUAGACUCGAAUCAAGUCAAAAUAUUGGACGAAAUGCCAAAAAACGCCAUACCAUGUUUCCAAGUUUGUGGUAAAUUUAAACAAGUUCAUAGGAAUGACUUGUUCUUGAUUUAA
This is a messenger RNA of Naegleria fowleri, 2184 nucleotides long. RefSeq lists its product as uncharacterized. The record is from RefSeq and is a predicted model, not a curated record. The transcript is spliced from 3 exons. The coding region runs from base 1 to 2184 and encodes 727 amino acids. Lineage: Eukaryota; Heterolobosea; Eutetramitea; Acrasida; Naegleriidae.